Caenorhabditis bovis is the source of this 2295-nucleotide messenger RNA. The record is from the annotation of a GenBank genome assembly. Lineage: Eukaryota; Metazoa; Nematoda; Chromadorea; Rhabditida; Rhabditidae.
AUGGCAAUCUCACUUGAAACAUUAACGGAUUAUAAUAAUCGACUCGCUGCAGAAGAUGACACGGAUAAAUCGCCAAUUCUUUAUGAUAAAUAUCGAAUCCGACUUUUUCCAUUUUCAAAUCUCCCAAUUGUUAACAAUUUCACUUCAAUUGACACUCUCGGAUUCUCAUCUUCAGACGCAUUAAUCUUCGAUAUGCCGGAAUGCGUAAAUCCUCGUCCAGAAAGAGACGAUGAACCCGUGGAAAAGAUGGAUACAAGCAAUGAAGACGAUAAUAAAGAAAAUUCCAUAAAAGCGAAUGAGGAAAAUGUUGAAAUUGUCGGCUUCGACGCCACAACUCAAGCAAAUUCAUUAGAAUGCAAUCCGAUUCCUCUAGAAGAUGCUCUGAAAUUGCGAAUGAAUCUCACUAAAUCGUCUGAAGGUCUUGCCGGUGAGAUCUCGAAGCUUCCGAUUUGGAUCUCAACCACUUCCAAGCAUCUCCCCUCCGUCGCCUUUCUCGUCCAUGGCGCAAAAUCCAAAGGGCAUCAGUUUGCGGGAUGCACAAAAGUGCUCGGCUACUAUUGCCCGGAAGUUGAGAAAAUCUCCUCAGAUCUCAUGAAUACCAUCAGCGAGCAUAGCUAUUCGCAAUCAAUUCAAUAUCGGGCAAUUCAUGAAGUUGUGCCUUGCUCGAAAACAGAAGUGCGCAAAAAUCCGGGAAAAGUCACUGUCGACAUGACAUGGACCACUGGGCGUUUCCUCGAGCCUCUGCUCGCCGCGCCGAACAGCAUGACGAAUUGCGAGAUCAAAAUCGAUCUCGGCUGGAAAGACGAGCGAUUUUUCACCGACACCGCGUUUUUCAAACAACUUUUCUUUGUUCUGAAUCUCGCUGAUGUUCUCAAGCACCCCGAGAACGAGGUAAUUUUCGAUCCGGUCACCGAGGUCGCGUUCGACGAAUUAGUCGCCCAAAUGGAAGAGGUUGUGAAGAAAUGCUCUGACGCCGAGACGGGAUUCGCGGUGAGCAAGAGUGGUGAAGAGGUCACCGAGCAGGUUUGGAACGUCCUCUGCCUAUGCACAUCUUUGAAGCAAGUCACAGUUCUUCUGAAGAACUUCCUUCAAGCUUUACAGUAUGGAAUGGUGAAAGCUCAGGUUCAUCAUGACAACCGAAGCAUACUCGCGCAGCUCAUCAAAUCCUCGAAAAGCGGCGGAUUCCGAAUGCCGAGACUCGAACGCCUUUACACUAUUGAAAUGCUCAUGGAGAUUGGUGUUGAAUACCUUAGAAGAGCUUUGACGGCGAAAUUCGCGAGCUCGUUCGGAUUCCCUGAAGAGGAAGUGGAAAUGACGCUUCGUGAUUGCGAGAAGGAGAUGAUGGCGAGCCAAGGGGCCGUUGAAUCCCGUGCCAUUGCCCUACUACCGGUCUCGAUGUCGCUGUCAGCGCUCUUCCAGCUCUUCGCAUUGAUCAAUGAGAACACGAAUACGGUGAUGCAUGAGAUGACGAGACGGGUUCUCGGCAAAUUCUCGGCGGCGCUGAUCACCCAAUCACGAACCGGUCAAGCCGAUCUCUCGUACACGUUCGACAUCAAUCUGCCGCUGUCGAGAUUGAGCAAAAAUUUGUUCGAGAGCCAACGUCCAAAGGUGUGGACGUGCGAAGUGACAAAUUGCCAAGGCGGAAGGCUUUGCUCGAAAAUGAUGACGUGCCUUCAACUCCAGAUGCCGUUGGAUCAUGUCAAUGAAAUGGUGAACGCGGUGAGACCCGUGAAGAAGAUUGAGGAGGGAGAAUCGCUGAGUUUAGACGAGAUGAAAGCCGAUUACACAGUGUCGCACACGAUUCUGGCGUACUACACAAAAAACGCCGAUAGUAAGACGAAUGUGUUGCCGGCGUUUAUACCGUGCGAUCAGCUUCUCGGAUGGAAUCUGAGCGUCGUCAACAAUCCGAUCACCAAGAAAGACGAAUACACGUAUACGGUGUGCUGUCAGGCUGCCGGCGCCUAUCGAGUAAUCGAGGAGAACGUGGUGAUGACGAAAUGCGACGGACCGUGCGCCGCGAUUCUGCCGUCGAAGCAAAUGAUCGCGAUGGGAAAAUGCGAGCAUCUUUUGUGCAAAGCGUGCUACGGCAUCGUCAAAAAUCCCGACGGCUCCUACGGCUGCAGCAACUUCCACUGCUGGGCCGAACCGCUAGCCUCAUUCCAAAAGGAGAAGGCCAAGUAUAAGAAGAUCAUAAAGAAGCAGAAGCAGCGAGCGAGGAAGCUCAAAGAGUUCGGCGAAGACGUCAAAUCAUGCUCGGAGAACGCGCUUCCACAAUCCCCAAGUCCACAUCAAUAA